CGGCGGCAGGAAGGGGCCGGAACGGCGCUUGGAGCGGCCUGGGCCGGGCGGAGUGUGGCCGGCCUCUGUAAGCCGCCGGGGGCUGCAUCGGGACCCCUAGGCGGCGGCACGCUCCCGAGUGUCCCCACGGGACGCAGGAGGUGGGGACGCGCCAGUGGGAUAAAGAGACGUGGAGAGGGGCCCGGGCCCUUCCCGGGAAGGCCGCACUAAUCUGCGCGGGUGAAGGGAGGGCGACGCGGGCCGGGACCCGGACGCGCAGGACCCCCCAGCGGGCAGGGGCGGGGCCUCCGCGGCGCCCCUCCCUCCCCCGGCCCGGGCCCUCCCCGCCCGGGGCCCGGGUCUCCCUCCCCUGCCGGCCCGACCUGGUGCCGCGCGCUCCCCCCGGGGUGCCAUGGCCUCGCGGCUCUUGCACCGGCUGCGGCACGCCCUGGCCGGCGACAGCCCCGGGGAGGCGGCGGCCGGCCCCGAAGCCGAGCAGUUCCCGGAGAGCUCGGAGCUGGGGGACGACGACGCCGAGGGCCUGUCCUCCCGCCUCAGCGGCACCCUCAGCUUCACCAGUGCCGAGGACGAGGACGACGAGGGCGAAGAGGGCGACGAGGAGGUCGCCCCCGACCCGCUGUCCCCCGGUGACGGAGCGUCGGGAGAGGACGCAGAACGGAGCCCUCCACCCGAUGGGCAGCGGGGCAGUCAGCUCCUGACCCGGCAGUUGCAGGAUUUCUGGAAGAAGUCCCGGUACACCCUGGUACCCCAGCGGCUGCUCUUCGAGGUGACCAGCGCCAACGUGGUCAAGGACCCACCCUCCAAGUACGUGCUCUACACCCUCGCCGUGAUGGGUCCAGGGCCAUCAGAUCACCAGCCAGCCCAGAUCUCUCGCCGCUACUCAGACUUUGAACGGUUGCACCGAAACCUGCAGCGGCAGUUCCGGGGCCCCAUGGCUGCCAUUGCCUUCCCUCGUAAGCGCCUGCGCCGGAAUUUUACUGCAGAGACCAUUGCCCGCCGCAGCCGGGCCUUCGAGCAGUUUUUGGGCCACCUACAGGCAGUGCCUGAGCUGCGCCAUGCCCCAGACCUGCAGGACUUCUUCGUGCUGCCUGAGCUGCGGCGGGCACAGAGCCUCACCUGCACUGGCCUCUAUCGUGAGGCUCUGACGCUCUGGGCCAAUGCCUGGCAGCUGCAGGCCCAGCUGGGCACCCCCUUGGGCCCAGACCGCCCUCUGCUGACGCUGGCUGGGCUGGCUGUGUGUCACCAGGAGCUGGAGGACCCUGGGGAGGCCCGGGCAUGCUGUGAGAAGGCCCUGCAACUGCUGGGAGACAAGAGCCCCCACCCUUUGUUGGCACCCUUUCUGGAGGCCCAUGUGCGGCUCUCCUGGCGUCUGGGCCUGGACAAACGCCAGUCAGAGGCCUGGCUCCAGACCCUGCAGGAGGCAGGCCUGACCCCUACGCCACCUCCCAGUCUCAAAGAGUUGCUCAUCAAGGAGUUGCUGAACUAACCUUGCCUAGACUUAAGGCCACUGUGGGGAAGGCACUGCCCCAGGUUCAGCGUGGGGAAGCACAGUGAGGACAUGGACAGAAGCUGGGAGGCUAUGGGGUGCGCUGGGAACCUCUAGAAGUUUCACAGAGAAUUUGUAGCAGAUGGAGGAAAUAUGCUGUUUCUGUUGAGCUGGACUCAGGACAAGCUUUGGCUGGGGUUGCCUGGGAUGGUGCCGGGAGCAAAUCUGAUGCAGCAUCUCUAGCUUCUGAGUACCUGGGGGCAAUGCUCCAGGUCAGUGGCAAUGCUACCUUUCUGUGGGCCUCCAAGCCAGCAAGGCAGCCUGGCUGAAAGACCAGGGACUCACCCUCUGGAGUCCUGGAGUUGAUGGCUGGAGAGAGGGCUGCAGUUCUUUGCCCAGGGGAAUUAAAGGCCCGCAGCUCCAGCGC
Molecule: messenger RNA, 1913 nt
Organism: Manis pentadactyla (Chinese pangolin)
Lineage: Eukaryota; Metazoa; Chordata; Mammalia; Pholidota; Manidae
Gene: SNX21
Product: sorting nexin family member 21
Exons: 3
Coding region: 392-1486 (364 amino acids)
Biological process (GO): protein transport
Cellular component (GO): early endosome membrane
Molecular function (GO): phosphatidylinositol phosphate binding; protein binding
Source: RefSeq, a predicted model, not a curated record